UUCAAGUGCUGCAUACAUUUAAAAUCGGAGCUUAAUUCUAAAAAGACUUUUACAAAAUAUUCGUUAUAUUUCGAAAACAACGUUUGAAUAUUUUCUGAGAUUUGACCUCAAUUUGCCUGUCACGUUUCACAUGGAAUGAGCCUUUACAGAUAUUGGGUCAGGUUACAUUGGCGGAUUGGAUAGGUUUGUUUCCUUACAGGUCAAUUUGAGCUUUGAGGAUUAGGGGAAACCUGAAAUUUAAGUACAUAUUAAGAAAUUCCCGGAUUACAUUUGCGUUCCGUUAUUGACUACCUAUGGAACAUAUGGUUAGUUUAUUGGUCAUUUCAGGUAUGAAAUGCCCAAAGCCCGCAAUAAAAAAAUUACGUGCCUACCUGUUGCGUAUAAUAAGACCCGAAGGGGGACCACUAGCUACAGUUGUCGAGCUGCCACCAUAGCUAAAAGACGUGUUCCUCAGUUCAGUUUCUCGAACAUAUCAAGAUGCCAGCAUACACUUGCACCCAGAUCCUGGACGCAUACGCGAAAGACCUGCCGUCAAUAUCCACCAAAUUCACUCUGAACGCAGCCCACUUUAGGCAGCGCGAUCUGAACUUGUUCGUCGACAGUUUGGAAACCAUCUCUCGCCUAGAAAAAGAGAGGGACGAGCGUCGACAGCACCGACGUGAGCAAAAGCUGCAGCAGGCGCGUAUGAACGAGUUGAAGGACGAACGCUGCGCCAGUCCAACUCCCAGUGCCGAUGAGGCCGCUGACGAGCCUCUCUUGUACCUGGAGGCGAAGUGUAUUCCCUAUGCGGUGUCAGAACCCCGGGCUCUGCCCGAAUACUGUACUUACGACGACGAGGCUUACGGAAGUGUCUCCCAUUCAGCGCGCAGCAGUGUCUCCUAUUCUAGUUGCGUCGGCGUUUCUAGUCAGGAUUCAGACUCUGCUGAAUCUGAAGUCAGCUGCUUAAAUACGGCGGCCUUCGUGCGUCCGCGCUCCGUGGUAAUAACGCAAUCCAAGCAUACCUCUACCAGAUCUCGGAUUAUUAAUAUGGUGUUGAAGAGAGAAUACCCCAAGACCCCCUACACCGAACAUCCCGCAGCAAGCGAGGUCAAUCGUGACCAGAACAGACGGCUUACUAACAGUCGCAAAAGUUCGCCGGAACAGACUUUUCUGGACAAGGCCCUGCGCUAUCUUACUUUAUAA
Messenger RNA from Drosophila takahashii, 1182 nucleotides. RefSeq lists its product as uncharacterized. NCBI's taxonomy places the organism in Eukaryota, Metazoa, Arthropoda, Insecta, Diptera, Drosophilidae. The record is from RefSeq and is a predicted model, not a curated record.